AUAUUUUAUUACUCUCUUCUCUUAUUUUUUGAGGUUUAUGUAACACACACACACACACACACAAAAUCAAAUUCUUCUCCGAAAAUGGAGGAAAACCUAGAAGCUGAUAAUACGAUCCCAACUCUGUGUGAAGAACCUAAGUGGAGUCUUGUCAAUUUGUCAUAAUAUAAACUCCUCCAAAUUGUGAAAAUCCCAAAUCUUAAAAUCGUCGAAGUUGUCUUUCAAAAUCUGAUCUUGACUGAAAACAAGAAACAUGUACAUGUCCGAGAAACCCCAGCAGCAAGAAUCCGCCAUCGAUUUCUACAACGGCGGCGGAAAACAAGAAGCUGGGCCGCUCCAGAACAGCAACAUGAUCAUCCAGCUCCCCGACGGCGGCGGUGCGGCGCCCGAGGACGCCGCCGCAGCCCACAAUCCAGCCCACCACGCCUCAUCCUCGGCGGCGCCGAAGAAGCGGGCCGAGACGUGGGUGCAGGAGGAGACGAGGGCUCUCAUCUCCCUCCGCAAAGAGAUAGACAUGCUGUUCAACACCUCCAAAUCCAACAAGCACUUGUGGGAUAACAUCUCACUCAAGAUGAGGGAGAAAGGUUUUGAUAGAUCCCCUACGAUGUGCACAGAUAAAUGGAGGAAUUUGUUGAAGGAAUUCAAGAAAACGAAGCAGAAUAAUCGAGAUGGGAAUGGGAAUGGGUCGGCUAAAAUGAGUUAUUACAAGGAGAUUGAGGAGAUUUUGAGGGAAAGGAGCAGAGAUGGGCCUAAUUGGAAGACUUCUGAAGCUGCAAAUACUGCUGGGCCUCCCAAAGUCGAUUCUUUUAUGCAGUUUGCUGACAAAGGUAUUGAUGACGCCAGUCUUACUUUUGGACCUGUGGAAGCUAAUGGCAGGUCGACUCUCAACUUAGAGAGACGUUUGGACCACGAGGGUCAUCCUCUUGCGAUAACUGCUGCUGAUGCUGUUGGAGCCAGUGGAGUUUCUCCGUGGAAUUGGAGGGAGACGCCCGGAAGUGGUGAACAGACUAAUACAUACGACGGAAGGGUGAUAAUCGUUAAACUGGGAGAGUACACGAAGAGAAUAGGGAUCGAUGGCAGUGCAGAUGCCAUCAAGGAAGCUAUCAAAUCCGCUUUCAGGUUAAGGACUAAACGCGCGUUUUGGUUGGAAGACGAGGAUAAUGUGGUCCGAACACUCGACAGGGACAUGCCUCUGGGAAACUACACUCUUCACGUUGAUGAAGGGCUGACGAUAAAAGUAUGUUUCUACGAGGAAUCUGGGCCGAUGCCAGUGCACACGGAGGACAAGACCUUCUACACGGAGGAUGAUUUUCGUGACUUCCUCUCACGCCGUGGCUGGAUUGGUCUGAGAGAGUACAACGGAUAUAGGAACGUCGAUAGCAUGGACGAGCUCUUGCCCGGAGCUAUCUAUCGUGGGGCCAACUGACGGCGGUUUUUUUCGACUUCUACCACGAGUAAGUAAGCACGAUCGAACUGUGCCAUCUUUCAAGGGAAAUGUGGAGCUAAUUCUUUUGUACAAAAAAAAACAAAAAAGAAUUUUCACAUUUCUUUGGCCGUGAAACUAUUUUGUAAAUGUGGAUUUUGUUGAAUUGUUUUAUGAUAUGAGUUAAU
Salvia miltiorrhiza (redroot sage) is the source of this 1611-nucleotide messenger RNA. RefSeq names its product trihelix transcription factor GT-4-like. The record is from RefSeq and is a predicted model, not a curated record. NCBI's taxonomy places the organism in Eukaryota, Viridiplantae, Streptophyta, Magnoliopsida, Lamiales, Lamiaceae. The transcript has 5 exons. The coding region runs from base 254 to 1426 and encodes 390 amino acids.